AUGGCCCAACACAGCCCUCUCGGACACAUCUCGAUCGGCGUGCGAGACUACACCGUCUCCAAAGCCUUCUACACGGCAGCCCUUGCGCCCCUCGGCCUCAAGCUCGUCUACGACAGCGAAGCCACCACCUCACCCCCAUCCAACACCACCACCACCACCACCACCACACUCACCGACAUCACCCCGCCUCCCACCAAAAAAGUCCGCACCCUCGGCUACGGCCGCGACAGCGACCACGAGAUCCUCAACAUCUUCGAGUUCGGCGCCGACGCGGCCCCGCCGGGUCCCGGCUUCCACCUGGCGUUUGACGCGCCCAGCCGCAUGGCGGUGGUGGAGUUCCACGCGCAGGCGACGGCGGCGGGUGGGGCCGACAACGGCCUGCCCGGGGUAAGGCGGCACUAUGGGGCGAGCUAUUUUGCGGCGUUUGUGGUUGAUCCGGAUGGGUGGCGGUUGGAGGCUGUUUGUAAGGGGGUUUAA
This is a messenger RNA of Chaetomium globosum CBS 148.51, 477 nucleotides long. RefSeq lists its product as uncharacterized. The record is from RefSeq and is a predicted model, not a curated record. The transcript has a single exon. Lineage: Eukaryota; Fungi; Ascomycota; Sordariomycetes; Sordariales; Chaetomiaceae. Bases 1 to 477 code for a protein of 158 amino acids.